UCGGAGCCAACAACCAUCCAUCUGAAACAAAGAGGCAAGCUUCCUUACUCGCUUCUUCUCGAAUAUAUAUGUUCUUGCUUGUCGCGGGACAUGUAUAUGCAUCCAUCUAAACUGCUCAUUUUGACGGUGGUGGUCACCGGCGCCGCUGCGGCGCAUGACCACCCUUCCGCUAGCACUCCGGCGGCGCAGUUCUGGCAGCAGGCCCUCCCGGGCACGCCGAUGCCGGAGGCCAUCGCUGACCUCGUCCAGAAAGGCAUCGACCACUCGCCGCUGGUGGAGCGAUACCCUUCGGCGCCCGGCCUCAGCGCGUGCGGCGCAUGGAGCAACCUGUGCACGCGCAGCGUGGCGGCGGGGACGGGCAUCUUCUUCCACGAGGCGGAACUGCGUCCGGGCAGCGCCAUGGCGCUCUCCUUCCCGGCGGAAGUGGACACACCCAUCCUCCCGCACGCCGUCGCCGCCGCCGCUCCAUUCGCGAACCUGACGGCCGUCUUCGCCACGUUCGGCGUCGCCGGGGGCUCCGCCGAGGCCGAGCACGUGCGGGACACGCUCAGGUGGUGCGAGGCGCCGCCGCGGCCGGCCGGCGAGCGCGUGGCCGCCUGCGCCACGUCGCUGGAAAGCACGGUGCGGAGCGCCACGCGCAUGCUCGGCGCCGCCGGCGGUGACGGUGUGUGGGCGGCGGCCACGUCGGCGCGCCUCCGCGCUGGCCUGCCGCGCGGGCGGUACGUGGUCGGGGCGGUCGCCCCGCUCCACGGAGACCAACUCGUGGCCUGCCACCGCGUGCCGUUCCCGUACGCCGUGUACCAGUGCCACAUGACGACGAGGAAGACGGACAGGGCCUACGUGGUCUCGCUUCGCGGCCGCGGGGGGCCGGUGCUCGACGACGUGCUGGCGUUCUGCCACCGCGACACCUCCGGCUGGAGCCCGGACCAUCCGGCGUUCCGGAUACUGCGCGUCCGCCUAGGCACGCCGGUGUGCCACUUCGUACCGUACGGGAAUCCAGUCUUCGGUAGGAAGGCCAGCACAACAUAGUAGUACGUUAUCGACUUGUCGUUAUCAAAUAUUUAUCGUCGGCCAGUUCUUUAUUAACUAAAAUGUGAUAAAUAAAAAAGAACAAAGUAAACUUCGUCUAUGUCUGAAGAAUACUGUGUCUUUUAAACAUUUUUGCAUAAUAAGAAUCGUCCAAAUUAUACUCCUAUUACAUAACCAGCAUGAGGUUGCAUUCAUCAUUAAUACAUUAGAUGAACUCCCAUAUAUAGCUAUGGAGUGAACAUGUUAUGAUAAUAUUAUAUUAAAAUUUAAAAAAUCUAGUUUUCAUUUUGAGUUUUUAUUAUCAUCUUUUAAAGUUCUUCGUUUUGUUUCCUUGUAACAAACCUAUUUGAUGGAUCUAUAUGUGCUUGUAUUCAUGUAUUAUAAAUUUCUGCUUGUUAUUUUUCCACUUAGCAAAAGGUGGUUGCU
Molecule: messenger RNA, 1455 nt
Organism: Zea mays
Lineage: Eukaryota; Viridiplantae; Streptophyta; Magnoliopsida; Poales; Poaceae
Product: BURP domain-containing protein 3
Exons: 2
Coding region: 91-1029 (312 amino acids)
Source: RefSeq, a predicted model, not a curated record